Messenger RNA from Athalia rosae (coleseed sawfly), 4215 nucleotides. Its product is annotated as lysophospholipase D GDPD1-like. Lineage: Eukaryota; Metazoa; Arthropoda; Insecta; Hymenoptera; Athaliidae. The record is from RefSeq and is a predicted model, not a curated record. Gene Ontology annotation, molecular function: phosphoric diester hydrolase activity; phosphatidylcholine lysophospholipase A1 activity. Gene Ontology annotation, cellular component: endoplasmic reticulum membrane. Bases 112 to 1056 code for a protein of 314 amino acids. The transcript has 7 exons. Gene Ontology annotation, biological process: glycerophospholipid catabolic process.
CUCCAAUCUAAACAUAAUAAUAACAUCAAUUUAUCGUCUGCUACUUGUCACUUUAUUGCCUUCGGCUUGACUGGUCGCAGCUCAUUCUAAUCCACACGAUUACCAAAUAAAAUGUUGUUUUACGCUCUAAUAGGAGGGUACGUUAUAACUUCUGUAUUUUUAUUCAAGUAUCCGACAUUAAUUCACAAGAAAAAAAAGGUGAAAUUCAUGUGCCAUCACAUCAGUCAUAGGGGCGGUGCCGGCGAGAGUUACGAAAAUACAAUGUGUGCAUUUAGGAGAGCUGUUGCAAUUGGAACAGAAAUGUUGGAGUUGGAUUGUCACUUAACCAGAGAUGGUCAAGUGGUCGUAUCUCAUGAUCAAAAUCUUUUACGUAGCACUGGUACAAACAGAAAUAUAUCAGAUUUGGACUACAAGGAUUUACCAUUGUUGAAACGAAACCUUCCCAUUGAUUUUGACCCAGAUAUGGAGUUUGUUGGGUCGGAGAAAGAAGAAGAAAGACGAUUCGCGCUCUUGAAAGAAGUAUUCGACGCUUUCCCAAACCUUCCAAUAAAUAUUGAUAUCAAAGUCAAUGACGAUCGGCUCAUUGCCAAAGUGUCCGAUCUUAUAAAGGAGUACAAUCGUGAAGAUUUCACUGUCUGGGGUAACUUCAGUGAUGAAAUAACUAAGAAAUGUUACAAAGCGAAUCCAAAUGUAAAUUUAUUGUUCUCCAUGCAACGUGUUACCCUACUCAUAUUUCUGAUGUACACCGGUUUACUACCAUUUGUGCCUUUGAAAGAGACUCAUCUGGAAAUAUUUCUACCAUCUAUUUAUUUGAGGCGCAAAGGUGGUCCAAGUCCAUCUUUCCUUCCAUUUGAGAAAUUAGUGGUUCGCUCGAUCAAUUUGCUACUCAUGAGACCUUGUUUGUUCAAUCACUUGCAGGCUCGUGGUAUACAUGUAUACUUUUGGGUAUUGAACAAGGAGGAUGAAUUUAAGGAAGCCUUUGACCUGGGUGCAACGGGUGUAAUGACAGAUUAUCCUACAAGGCUGAAAUUAUUUUUGCAGAAUGGUACUUCUUAAUGUACAACGACUUUUUCGUACGAUUUAUAGGCAGAGUCAACAACAGGCGUUCAUUUAACGUUUAAUGCUAUUGACAGAGAUGUUUCCUGAUCUGAAAUUACCUAUACUGCUCAACGUACUGAUAUAUGUAUUCAAAAAUUAUGAUUGUAAGGAUUUCUGUUGGCAGUUGAAUACUUUUUUUUUUUUUUUUCUAUAAAUUUGUAAAUUACGUAAUAUUUAGAGGUAAAACAUGUCCAGUUCAAAAUUACUUCACUUGGGUUAUAGAAGUGUUAUUGUAUGAUUGGAAAAAUUUUAAUUAUUUAUUGUGUAGAAUAUCUUUGAAUUGAAAUGGAUCCAAAUUUUUUAAUUGACCCACUCUACAGAGCUGGAUAAAAAUUAAGUAUACAUGUAUUAAACGGACCAUUAUACCAAAUGCGAAAUACCUGACUUUUUUAUAAAAUGUAUUCAGUUAAGUAAACAAAUUUAUAAAGUUUCUUCGGUGGCUAUGCGGUCACGCCACCAGGAUCCUAAAAUUUCAAAUCUUUUACUAAAAUCUCAGAGGCGAACAGAAAAUAGUUCACUGUUUCCAUAUAUUUUAUACAUCGAACAGUAUUGCGGAAAAUUAUGAAAAUUGACGUAGAUAUUUAGAGCAAGGUCAAAAUUAAUUCUCUAGUCUUCUUUUACCCUUAGUAAAUUUGGGUAAUUAAACAGUUUACCCAGCUCCGUUAUCAUGCAAGUAUUAGACGAAGACGUGCUGCUAGUCGGUUCAAUUUUCUACUUUCAAGUUCCUGUUUUUGAAGGCAUUUUCGCAUUUUUCCAAUAGAAAUGAAUUCUGCAGAAAUGAGAUUUUUUUUAAUUUCCAUUACCUCGACUGAUAAAUGCCGGUUGGAAUAUUCUGAAAGUAAUUUACUACAAACUGAGACUAUAAGUGGAUGAUUCGUCACACACCUUCACAGUAUAUAGCUUCGAAAUAUGAAUAAGUAUUAUGCAUAGUUACGAUACUGCCAUACUAUUUUAUUUUACCACACCCUCUUUUUAAACGCGAAGCUGCAACCAUUCAUCAAAUAGUAUAUGUAUACUAGUCCACUGCUAAGGUGGAUACUCAAAAUAGUGUUAAUUAACACAUUGUUGAUAAAGUCUGUGUCGAAUUUUAUAACUUAAGAUUAGAUUAUAAUCACAUAGUGCGAGAAAUAUGCUUCGUUUAUGUUGCCAAAGCUAUUUAUCAUACUAAUACGUACUUUAUUUCAUUAUUCUUGAUCAUCAAAAUUUAAGAAGUUAAGUGCUAUAAGUUUUAGUUAUCCGCGUUUACCUCAAAAUUAUAUAAGUAAACAAAGUGACACUAUAUAAUUCAGUGUCUUGUAAAUACAUCCGAUAUUAUAUGAAGUCAUAUUGUUCGCUAUUAUCAGACAAGUAUAGUUGAGAAAGUAUUAUUCAAUUACAAAAUUUAAAUAGAACCUGUAUUGUGGUGGUACAAUAAGAGGAUAACAAAGACUCCCUUUCCAAUUAGGUGAUCAAUAUGUAUCCAGUCUCUGUCAUAGAUUCUAUAACUGUAAGUGUUUAUUAUAAUCAUUUGUGUACUUUUGGUUUUUGGUAUCUCGGAUGUAACUUAUACUUCCUUCUUGCACAAUGAUAUAUUAAGAACAAAAUUUCCUUAAAGUGGUACAUUGCCAUUGUAUAUUACUCAAGUAACUCGAAAUCAUAAUAAAAUAUACUAUUAUAAAGCAAGAAAAAAAAUGAACAGAUAAAUAAAAUAAUUGGUUAAUUAAAUACAAAAUGAGGGCUUCCACAUGCCUUUUAACCCGUGAAAAUCGUAUUUCUCAAUACAAUCACGUAAAUGAAAGCCAAAAGUACAUAAUUAUAUUGUUAUAAUAAGUGAAAUAAAUAAUUUGUGGCUGUUGAUUCGUUGUGGAAUGAUCUUUGAAAUUUGGAGCAAUGGACUCACGUUUUUAAAAUAAUCUUUCUCCUAUGUCUAUUCAAAAGUCAAGGAGAUUAGCGUAUUUUCAUAAUAUAUAAGUGUAUUUAUACAAAACUUAAAUAUGCUACCUAGUUUCACUUUGAAUCCACCAUGAACUUUAGCUUUUAUGACAUGGAUUACUUCAAUAUUAAUCGAAAAAAUGUAUUAUUAAAUAAGUAUGAAUCGUUGUUACUUGUAAAUGCAUUUCUGCAUUCAUCCAAAUGUAAAUGAGUAUAAUAAUUGUUAUAUUUGAAAUUAAUAGAUACAAGCCAAAUUUAUUUAUUGGGUUUAUUAUCAAUAAAUAAAUCCAUAGAAACACAUGGCCAUGCAAAUACUAAUUAUAUUUUUGGUGGUAGAACACAAUAUCAAUUGUGUAAAUAUACAUUUUCUAUUUGCCAGUUUUUUUCAAUCACCACUACAGUUGGCUUGUAUCGUAAUUUUGAAUGUUUUGUCAUUGAAUGUAUCCUCUAAUUGCUAGAAGAUAUUGAUUCUAAUUACCCUGAGAUUUCGUUGUUAUGGACAAAACCUUUUCGUAGUAUACCAAAAAACUUAUUGAACUUUAAAAACUUUGUAUACUAAGGAGCAAUGCAACAAGCUAAUUGAGAAUAUUUCUUUCACUUUAUCGUGAUUGCUUCGACAUAUUACAACUGGUUGUAGGAUUGCUUAAAAACAGCUUGUAAUUAACUUUCUACAUACCACAUCAAUGGAGCAUAAGUUUCAAUCUCCUUAUAUACUGUUGACAAGUAGCCUAAUGAGAAAUCCCUUGAUUAUUUGCUUGUAUUUGCAUUUAUUUCUAUAAACUCUCCAAAUAUCUGUAUUUUCGACAAGUAAAAUUGUAGGAGUUGAAUAAAUCAUGCAAAUGAAUAAAUUGUCUGAAAACUGAACAGUAUUGGCGAUUUCUUUAAUCUGCAAGAUAUACAGAUUUUGGGAUCAACAUACACAAAACAGAAUAACCAAUUAUCCAGGUUCAGGAAGUCUUUCAGAGUAAUUGUAAGUGUUAUUAAAUCGGUUUAUAUGUAUAAUCGAGGUCAUAUUUUUAUCUGUUCAAUCAUGAUAUAAUGCUUCAAAAUUAUCAGCACUACGUGGAUACCUGAUGCAAUUAUCAAUGUCCUUUGUGACUUCAUUAUUCAUGAUACCGUUAUUAUCCGUUUUGAUUUAAAAAGUGAUAUAAAAGAUUGUAUAAAUGUAUCAAAUCUUCUAAGUAUAAUAAAGUAUAGAUUCUCCUA